GCUUUAGACGGGCAGAAUAUUUACAAUGGGUGCUGCACACUGCGCAUCGACUACUCGAAGAUGACGUGCCUGAACGUGAAGUAUAACAACGACAAGUCGCGGGACUACACGAACCCGACGCUGCCCUCCGGCGACGGCGACGCGCACCAGCUGUUGACCAGUGAGUUGAUGCCACUGCGGGCACGCCUCGCCCUGGCCCUCGCAUCCAGGAUGAGUGGUGGGGUGCUGGCGCCUCAGUUCCUGGGGCUGGGCUCCGGACUGGCGUCGCCGUACGGCGUGGGCGUGGGCGGCGUGGGGCUGCCUGCCUUCGGCGCGCUGACGCUGACGCCCGCGUCGCCGGCGCUGCGCGCGCUCGCCGCGCCGCCGCUGCCGCUCGCCACCGUGCUGCUCGUCUCCAACCUCAACGAGGAGAUGGUCACGCCUGACGCUCUCUUUACCCUUUUCGGCGUGUACGGGGAUGUGCAACGGGUGAAGAUUCUCUACAACAAGAAAGAUUCAGCCCUCAUUCAGAUGGCCGAACCUCACCAGGCCCAUCUAGCGAUGACCCACAUGGACAAGCUUCGCGUAUUCGGCAAGGCGAUGCGCGUGAUGCUGAGCAAGCACCAGACUGUGCAGCUGCCCAAAGAAGGACAACCAGACGCUGGUCUCACCAGGGACUACUCCCAGAGCCCGCUGCAUAGAUUCAAGAAGCCGGGCAGCAAAAACUACCAGAACAUCUACCCACCAAGCGCGACUCUCCACCUGUCCAACAUUCCAGCUACGGUGUCUGAAGACGAUAUCAAGGAAGCCUUCACCAAGCGAGGAUUCACGAUUAAGGCGUUCAAGUUCUUCCCUAAGGACCGCAAAAUGGCGUUGGUUCAGCUGCCGUCGAUCGACGACGCGGUGGCGGCGCUGAUCAAGAUGCACAACUACCAGCUGUCGGAGUCCAACCACCUGCGGGUGUCGUUCUCCAAGUCCAGCAUCUAAGCCGCGGCGGAAUAUCACACAACGAGCCAGUCGCGGCCCGCGCCCAGUGUGCGCGCCCCAUGUAGGGGGGCCGCGACACACUGCGCGCCGGCGCGAGCCUCCACGCGACUGACCCUUACAUCGUACCUCUCACACAAAUCGAGAAUUUCCCUCGACUGAAAUUAAAAUAUAUCUGUAUUACGCUUACACGGAUCACUAGAGAUUAAGUGCUAUUCUAUUUUCUUAAUAAAUACGUACGUUUACUGUUACUGUACAUCUAAUCUAAGAUACUAUCAUCACAGUCAAACGCUGCUUGUAUUUCCAUACGAUCCCCGACGGACCGUAUUACGUAGAGAGGAAUUAUAUUUUGUGUGAUAUUCAUUCCAUAUUUUAAAUAAGUAUAUCAAUAUUAUUUUAUUUUUGUAAUUCGUAAUGUUUCCCGGUGAUUACAAUAUAUUAUUUGGUUAUAAUACAUUAUCAGGACGGUAUGUGUUGCAAUUAGAUUGCGCUAGGUUUGAGUCCCGGGCCGCGCAGUGUGAGACACUGCCUGCCGCCAGCUCGCGGAGCUCGCGGGUUCGGUGCCCGGUUGUGUACCACCUUACAAUUUUGUUCAUCACAUUAUUAUAGCACAUUGUUAAAGUAUCUGUCGGUCACAUCAUUUGCAGUUAUUAUUCUUAAAUUGUAUUUUAUACAUAAUAUAUUUUAUUGUCUAUUUUAAUAUGCACAAUUUACUAUUAUUGCAUUUCUUUGUAAGUUAAUAUAGUUUUGUACGCAUACACAUUUUUCUUAUUUGAUUAAUGGAAUGUUAUGUUUAGAAAUGUGUAUGUGUGUGCAAUAUUAGUUGUAGAGAUAACUUUAAUAAUAUAUUUUAGAUGUAACCGUACCCUUGCUUCCAUUCUUGUUUCGUUAGGAGGAUAUUGUCUGUUCUACACUUGAUUCAUAGUUAUUGACGAUUAGUUAGUGUAAUCACAACUCUUAUCGCUAAGCAUCUAGUUGUAUAUCACUAUUUAAACGUUAUGUUCAGUGACAUAAUAGUGACAUGAUGCAUUUAUUUCGAUGUUAAUUUAUAUUAAUGGUAGCUACAACAUAUAUAAAUGCUCGUGCAUACGUUUCACUAAGUGGUUAAUUUUAGAUAAUUAUUUAUUGUGAGCGGUAGGGGGCGCUGGGCGCUGGGCGGUGUGGCCAGUGUCGCGAACAUAUAUUUAGAAUAAUUUCCAGUACUGCUACGAUAUUGCCACACUGCAGCGGAGUUGCGGCGACGGCGACGGUCUAUAAAGUAUUAGCCAGAUCUGAUUUUGCUCUACGACAUAUUUAAUCAACAGUAUUUACACUAGGUCACAAUAACUUGAUGAAACAGUAUUUUAGUUAAUGAGCUGUCCUUCUCGAUACUUCGUUUUGUAUAUAGACACACUCCGACUUCGAUGUGUUCGCUUCUCACACUUCGGACUUCGCUAAACUCUCGAUUGGAUUUCACACAUCUUUGCCUUCUUAAAUUAAUUAAAAAAAUAUGUCUAGUCCAAUGCAAAAGAGAUUAAGUUUGUGAAUUAAGUGAUUACGUUAUCAAAAUCUUAUGAAUUCGUCUCAAAUAUUUAAAGUCUGGUAGGGAAGCUUUUGUAAAAAGAUUGUAUAUGGUUACGAAUUUGUUGGUAGAGGGAUGCCCGCGGCCCGCGAGAGCCAUGCUACCGUUAGGACCAGUUUAAGUGUUCAGUUACACGUCCAGAUUAUGUGAUUAGGCAAAGCAUGCGUGAACCAGAUACCUGAAUAUGACGAGUAGGAGAAUACUGAUGCCAUCCGCGGGAGCCGGCUGGCAUGUUAAUUAAUAUUGUAAGUGUCAGUAUAUCGUACCAACCAACGCAUUACAUAUCUCGACGAUGCCACGGUCGGUAUUCAAUUAGGAUAGCAAAGGGAAUGUAUAUUGUAGGGUUAUAAGAGGUAACGGUUCGUGCACACGUACAGUGUACAGGCAGACGGACACAGAGCGGCGCAGGCGCAGGCUGCGCACGUACCACGAUCCACAUCAGGCAGGCGUCACUAUUGCAUUACUUUCAACAUAUCCCAGUGUCGGCAGACACGCGGCAAAUUAAUGAAAACAAACUUUUAUUUUAGAAAACAUUUGUGAAAUUAUAAAAGUCACACAUAUUUACACUAUUAUGAAAUGUAUAAUAAUUAUAUCACGUAACAUACAUAAGAUAUAGAGCUUAGUAAGAUGAUUAAACUGAAAAAAAAAAUAUUAGAAUGUCAUUACGAUGUAAGAUUUAAUAGAAAAAUUUAAUCAUACAAUUGUAUUAAUCAGUACCUACCUAUAAUAAGAACGUAAAAGUAGUUAUUUGGUUUAGAUAAUGUUAGGUGACCAGGGUGUGGUGAUAUUUUGCACGUUUUUGAAAAUGUUUUUCUAUACGGCGCAGGAUUCUGUGCCUGUGUUUUGAAAUGGUGAGGAGUGGUGGUCGAGUGACGUGAGAGCGGCGGUAAUCGCAUUUGUAAUUUUAAUAAUAAUUGUAUUAUUAUUACUAUGUAUUUAAAUUAAUGAAUCACAAAGAGGAGAUUACAUAUCCAGUGUACUCAGCGUAGAACGCUACACACAUGCCGCGUUUGGUUGGCGUUCAAUGGUUUGCUCGUACAGUCGCGUAUACUCAGUCGCUUGUGCUCAAUACAUUCGUAGACUCGCUCCGUUACUACAUGUAUGUACUACUGUGUGUGUAGCGUUUUCAGGCCUAAACUUUUCUCAAUAACAUUGGUAUUGACUAAUAGAUAAUUAUAGGAAUUUAUGUGUUUAGAGAAGUAUUUUAAAUAUCUAGAUUUUAAUGGUAAUAUUAUUAAAAAUAAAUAGAUCAGUGUUUAGGAUGAGAUGCCAAAUUUAAAGUCAAUACAGAUUAUUUUAGGUAAAAGGUAAUUGAAGUAAUCUUAACAUUUAUUGAAAAGUUGAUGAAAAUGUUACAGUUAAAUUAUAUUUGAGAGUUUUAUUAAGCGCAAUAUAUGCAAUUUUAUUCAUUGUAAGUGAACAUUGUUUCAAUUUGUUAGUUAAAGUUAUGCGUUGAAAAAUGAUGUGAAAGUUGUUUUCGGAUGUGUUGAUGGUGUCCCGCGCACGGCGGACUGUCACAUGCUUGUUCUAUGCGUUAGCGCACCUUCCUAUGUCUCUCUUGCGUUCCAUACAUAUCUCCGCAUAUCACACUGAAUAUGCUUAUAUUUUAUUGCGCUUUAUAAUAUUUAUCUCUACUACAUACAUAUAUUAGCUGUAUUUAGUACUUCGUAACGAUAUGAAUAAAGGCCGACAUAUCAGUAAAUAGAAGUAUGGCUAAGGCGCAUAUUAUAUUAUAACCUGUCUCGCUCCUCGAUAUUCUGUCUAGUUGUCUACUUCCUUCAGCUCGGCGGCGACCGCGAGAUGUUUCAUUGUAAGUUCACGUGUCGUCGUCUGUUCUUUAUUUUUAAUUUUAAGCCUUUUGUGUGGUUAAUUUCACUCUUUAUUUUUAAUUUCAUAAUUAAACUAUUAUUAUCAUUGAUA
Molecule: messenger RNA, 4444 nt
Organism: Spodoptera frugiperda (fall armyworm)
Lineage: Eukaryota; Metazoa; Arthropoda; Insecta; Lepidoptera; Noctuidae
Product: polypyrimidine tract-binding protein 2
Biological process (GO): regulation of RNA splicing; mRNA processing
Cellular component (GO): nucleus
Molecular function (GO): mRNA binding
Source: RefSeq, a predicted model, not a curated record